This is a messenger RNA of Spizellomyces punctatus DAOM BR117, 1090 nucleotides long. RefSeq lists its product as uncharacterized. The record is from RefSeq and is a predicted model, not a curated record. The transcript is spliced from 2 exons. The coding region runs from base 72 to 704 and encodes 210 amino acids. NCBI's taxonomy places the organism in Eukaryota, Fungi, Chytridiomycota, Chytridiomycetes, Spizellomycetales, Spizellomycetaceae.
CGUCGCUGUUCCGUGAUCUCCACAUAAAACAACACAAACCAUUCAACAAUUAUAUAUUCUCAUAUUGGGCAAUGGUGAAUGCAACCCAAGCCUCAAAACCCGCCAUUGAGCCGCCAGCUACUGGCGCAAACAUGCACAUAGACACGGAAGCGAACCAAGCUGCCAACCUGGCAAUGCUGCCACCAGCUUCUAGGGCUUCCGUUCCAACAGAAGAUGCCGAUAAUCCAUCACCAGCACAUUCUACUGAGACGAUAAGGACGGAUGAUGUGGAAGAAAUAGACGGACGCGCCCGCCAUGACAUGGAGAUUCGAAAUCAUCACGAUGACUUUUCAGUUGGAAAUGAACCGGACUCAGACGAAGAGGAAGAGGAAGAGUAUAGCUAUGGCUACACACCACUAAAUAGUGGGUAUGAGCCGUUGGGCGGUGACGCAGACGGGGAAGACGAGAUUGACGGACAAGGAGAGCCAACGACAUUACAGUCACAACUCAAAGCACCCGAGCCUUUAACAAUAACAAUGGACAAAAAUUCCAUUAUUGACAAUGAUGAUUUGACCAUAAUCCAAUCCGUCAUGUCUACAAUAACGAUACCAGAGUCGGCCAUACCAGAAUGGGCGAAAGCAGUCCCAGAAGAGCAAUGGCUACCCAAGCUGAUAAUCGAUUGUCCUAAUACUUCGAGUGACGUAUCUACCCCUUCGGGAAGAUGAUACCAUUAGCCGAAAAGGCCAACGAGCUCGUCCACUGUCAUCUUCUUUGAUUUCUUAAAGUUGGCGUCUCCGAGCGCUCCAUCGAUCAAAUCUCGCUGUACAAACGAUAUAAAUAUGUGAGGUAGGAACAGUGGGACGAAAAUACAAGGUAACUACGGCCAUACCUUCUUCUUCUGCAAAGCCAAGAUCCGAUCUUCGACCGUUCCCUCGACAGCGAGUCGAAUGACCGCAACAUUUCGCGUUUGGCCAAUUCUGGAACAUAGGCAGGAUGAGCAGGCAGGCCAUCGAUAGCCAUACUGAUAAAACGCUAUAAAUUAUUACCGAUGCACCCGAUCAAUUGCUUGAUCUAUGAUAAGCGCAUCAUUAGUGAUGGAUAUUGAAUGAAG